This is a messenger RNA of Pocillopora meandrina, 19784 nucleotides long. NCBI's taxonomy places the organism in Eukaryota, Metazoa, Cnidaria, Anthozoa, Scleractinia, Pocilloporidae. The record is from the annotation of a GenBank genome assembly.
AUGGCCCGCUUGAUUUCAAGGAGAAAACUGGUCUACUACACCAUAGUGGUAACUUCCUUCUGCUGGGUCCUGGGAACUGUGUCAUUUUUUCUCUUUCAGUCGUUAGAAGUUAGCAUCGACGUGAAAAGACGUACGUCUGAUAGUCACCCUUCCUCGCAAAGGCCGAAAUGGAACGUUCAACAUGACCGACUUGCUAAGGAAACAGACCAGAGAGCGGGUAAACAAUACAUUCCGAACGAGACAAAGAAAGCCCCCAUUAACCUAAUUUAUCAACAAAUCUCCAACAAAGGCAUCAGUGCUUCAAAAAGAUCUCAAAAGAAACUUGAACAAAUCACAGCCAAUUAUGAGAGGUAUCCGUCGGGGGUUAAACUAAAAGGACCGGGCGCUAGGGGAGAGGGGGUUACCGUACCGGAGUCCCGCAAGGACGACGAAGAUGAAGGAUUUGAACAGCAUUCAUUUAAUCGUGUGGCUAGUGAUAUGAUUUCUGUGCACCGAACGCUACAAGACCACAGAAAUAGCAGGUAAGUUAAAUGAUUGACUACAACACGAUAAGAGGGCCGUCAUUUGUGAACAGGUUGAUUUGAGCACUCGCAUUCGCUAAAUUAUCAUAGUGUUUAAUUGGGUUGUUUUUGGAAGAUGAUAAAUCAGUUUAUCCUUAUGGACUGUGUUAUACGUUAAUUCUAUUUCACAGUAUCACAGUGAUGGUGUUAUCGUGUUAGAGAUAUUACACAUUUUUUUCACCGGUAUUUUUACGGAUCAUUUGCCGAGUUUCUACCAGCAUCACUGGGUUGAAUUUCCCCUCCUUUGCACUCUCUUUCUUAUCACAACUCGUGUUCGAAGCAUAAUAUAUAUUUCUUGCAAGCACGAUUCAUUUUAGAGGCCACUCAUGUGAAGGCCCUUUUUCGUUAAGACUCCAAAGAGUCCUUCGGAAAAGUCGUUCCAGUUCCUGAUUUUCUUACCACUGGUCGAGUGGAACGAAGGCGCAGGAUAAUGUCAUAAAACGUUUGCGAAUCAUAAAGUAAAUCUCCUUUUGCAUCGGUAUCGUGAGGAUGUCUCGAAAUUAGCAUUUUCUCUCCAUAAAAGGCCACACUUUUUUAAAUAUGGCUGACCAUGAAUAAUUUGUGCAACACAUGGUACCAGAUCUGAUAAAAGCUGGGUGCUUUCAUCACGUGGAAACUGAGCAAAAUAUGUUUGAGGAAUGAUCAUUCCAAAGAGACGCAUUGUGUUUUACUUCGUGGUUAUAACAUCCUCUGUGUGGAUUUAUUUGGCUACGUACUUUAUCCUCACCAACAAAUUCGAGCCGGAGGAAAACAGGGUUGCAGAUGAAGCCACUUACAAUCUUCUUAUGUAUGAUAAAACUCCAGAUAGAAACCCAAACAAGCCUGGAGAAUGGGGUGUUGGAGUUUCGCUUAAUUUUUUGGAAAAGAAAAGAGAAGAACAAGGCUUUCACGAUCAUGCAUUUAACCGAGUCGUAAGCGACAAAAUUUCCCUGGAAAGAAAUCUGCUAGACGUACGAAAUUCAAAGUAAGCGAUCUAAAGGAGAUUAUAACGCUGAUACUCAGUUCUAAUUAAUACGCACUGUGUUUAGAAGAUUGGAAAAUGUCAUAUAUGUUACAGAUGUCAUUUUUUUUGUUAGCGAUAAGUAUUUUGGAUGCCAUUAUCACUACUGAUGACAAUAAUGUGAACAUCGAAUUAUGUUGUUACAUCAGAGAAGACUUAGCACGCGAGUUUAUCAGUUUCCGUGAUAAUUUAUUAAUACUGACGAGAGUUUUUUGCUUACCAUCUAGAUCUGGCUAUUGACAUCAACAGAUUCGUUAAAUUCGUGCUGGAAUGACCAUCUAGCUUUAAUAGGCCUUAAAUCACCGAGUCCAAAAUUGACCUAUGUGUAAAAUACAUUGUGAAGGAUUUUUGAUGAAAUAGAACUACUUUGAGGAAGAGGGGCAGGGCUAUUGGUAUGUUUGGGAUACCCUUCCUUUCUGCAAUGAAAACAACCUAUUCCAUCGCUGUACAUUCCCUCCCCAAAUACAGAGUAGCUUUUUAUUGGUACAGAGCAUUUUGAUGGGUUUCCAUCAUUGUAAAGCAGACAUGAAGGAGGGACAAAGAUGAAAUUAAAGGGAAUGAGGUGGUUCAGUUUUAAAUACUGUGAUUAAUAUUUCACAGUUGUUAUUAAACAUUUUAGAUUAUUGUUAAUAGUUUGGGAAAAAGGGAGGCAUACACAAGCUUAAAGGGAAACAUCUUCUGUUGGAGCAAGUUACCCUGAAUGACAAAUUGUGUUUUUGGUGAAUGAAAAAUUUAAGAUGUUUAAAGUUGGAAAAAAAUCCCAUGGUUUGAGACAGUGUGGAAACAAAAGGAACAACAGUUUUGAUUUUUAAAUUUUGUUUUAGGAACCAAUCUACAAGUUCAAUCCAUGAAGCAUUAUUAUCAAACAAUAGGUUAAGCUCUUUGCACUCUGGUUCCUCAACAAAUGAUGUGAAUGAAAGCAGCAACCACUAAUUGAAAAUCAGAUACAAAAUGGAGGAACUCAGUAGAUUUAGAUUUCAAAAUACUGUCCUAACUAGAUCACUUUUGACAACUUAUUAUGUAGAGUGAAAUUAUAUGUUAUUUUUAAUCAUGAUUUUUUUUUAGGUGUAAAAUAAAGAAAUAUCCUCAGGAUCUACCCACAAGUUCUGUAAUUAUAUGCUUUCAUAAUGAAGCUUGGUCCACUCUUUUACGGACGGUACAUAGUGUCAUCAACAGGACUCCUCCACAGCUAUUAAAGGAAAUCAUUCUUGUAGAUGAUGCCAGUGACAGAGGUACAUGUAGUUAUUGGUAUAACAGUAAAUAAUUUGUGAUCAUGUAUCUGAUCGUCCUGGUGAAGGUAGCCUCAAGAAGGACUGUUGUCAGUAGUUGUGACUGAAGUUUCAUCAACAAUACAUUUGACUGACAACAACUCUUCACUUGACUCUAAUCAUAACUUCUGUUCAGGUUGUUGCAAGGUCAGUUACUACUACUUACAACAGUCCUUCAUGGGACUACUGUCACCCAGACAAUCUGACCCUCCCCCCCCCCAAGGUUCAAACCUAAAUAUAUUAUUAAUCUUUUCUAGAAAGAAUGUUUGAUGAUGAGACAUGUUUGUGGCAAAAUUGUCUUAUUGCCUGCAUAAGUCUUGUAUUUACAGACGGGUUUGUUUUAGUUUUACAAGGAUUAAGUUUCAAUUAAUAAUGAUUAAAUGGAAUUCUAUGUUAAGAUGAGUUUGAGUUAUCAUGGAUGUUAAUAAACCAAUUUUUUAGACAUUGUAUUUCCUUUGAAGUAUCUUUGAAAAAAUUUUUCCCAUGAUUUUAUUCCAUAGAUGAGCUUAAGACAAAGCUUGAAGACUAUGUUGCCAAGUUGAAAGUUGUUAAGAUUGUCCGUCUUCCUAGAAGAGAGGGUUUAAUUCGUGCAAGACUGACUGGGGCAGAACGAGCCAAGGGACAAGUUCUGACAUUUUUGGAUGCCCAUUGUGAAUGUUCUAAGGGUUGGCUGGUGCCUCUUCUCGCAAAAAUCGCUGAAAAUCGUUCAAAUGUAGUAAUGCCUGUUAUAGAUGAAAUAAGUGACCAGAACUUUUAUUAUCAUGCGGUGCCAGAGCCUUUCCAUAGGGGCAUCUUUCGUUGGCGAUUAGAGUUUGGCUGGAAGCCUGUUCCUCAGUAUGAGAUGGAAAGACGUAAAGAUGAAACUGAGGGAAUAAGGUAGACACUUUAAACCUAUCAAUGUUAUUUCUAAUUGGCAUAUAGUGAUCUCUUUUUCCAAAAAAACUGGAGUUUUGUUUAAUACUGAGGUUUUUUGUCAAAUUUAGGAUAAAUUCUGAGUAUAUUAGAUUGUUGUAAGUUAUCUCUUUCAGGUGCCUAGACAAUAUAACUAUCCUAUUAAAGCAAUUUGUGUGGGCUGUUUGUGAUCUGUACCAGGUUCAUAGCAAUUGAUUCAAGCCACAGGGAACCUUUUUGGUAUCAUAGUUAAUCUUAAUGAGUGUAGGCAAUCUCUGUUGGGUUAUAGGUAUCUUUAUCACAAUGCAAGCAAUCUAAACAGACAAAUAAAAAAUCUGAAUUGGACUGUUGGUCGCAUUGAUCAUGUAGGCAUUGUGAACUAAGCUGUAUGCAAUCUAACUAAAGCUGAAGGCAACAUGAAUCAGCUUGUGGGUAGUCUUGGUGGGCAGUUGAUCUGGAAAAAGCUGUUGGCAAUCUUGGUCAAGCUAAUACACAUUCUUUUUUAGUAUUGGUCACUGUGUAAUGAGUUGUAGGUGGCCUGAAUUAGAUGGUAUAGGAUAGCACUAUUCUCAUGAACUAAAAUGUUCUGUGAUGAAUUAUUGUGGCUGCCUUGCAUAUAUUAGUGAGAAUGAAACUUAAUUGUGUUAACAUGGUAAUUAAACAAUCAAAACUCUCCUUUUUUCAGGACCCCAGUGAUGGCAGGAGGCCUGUUCUCUAUUGACAAAAGUUAUUUUGAUGAAAUAGGAACAUAUGACACUGGAAUGGACAUUUGGGGUGGAGAAAACCUGGAAAUUUCCUUUAGGGUAAGUCUGUUGUAGUAGGUUCUGUUUUUGUAAGUAAAGGGAAGGGGAUCUUUAUCUCAUCAGCCUGUUUAAGCUUAUGUUAGCUUCAUACAUUAGCUUCACAGAGCUUUUCACUGUUUCCAAGUAAAUAUUAUUUAUUAGUACCUACCACACAGGUGAACAGUGCUUUUUGCACAUGUUGAUUUGCUAGUGUGAAAGUGAAUAGCUACUACUGUUCACCUCCUAGCAGCCAAUAAGACAAAAAUCACUUGUCACGAGUUUUAAUUCCUGACCAUUUUACUGUACAUUGAAAGAAAUUAACUAUUUUUUUUAUAUCUGUUGAAAACAAUUAUUCAUCUUAGUGUUGUUUAAAGUGGUGGAUAUUUACCUCACUACUUAGAGGCUUGGUAGAUAUCCACCAUUAUUCACUUCCAUGUGGGUAAAUAAUUGUUAAUUAUAAUCCAUCAAAUCUUUUUUCUUGCAAUUCUUGCAAUUGGUCUAAAUGCAUCACAUGAUCAAAUAUGCCCCAGCUGAAACUGGGAAACAUCAACACAAUAGCUUUCAUUUGGUGAAAGUAUGCUCGAACAUUUAUUUUAUGACAUUAUCUGUUCCUUGAAGCUCACAGUUUUCCCUGAGCUUUGCUCUUGCAAAACAGUCCACAUCUUAGAACAGGCAAUGUCCAUGGACAAAUAUCCAUACAUAUCAUGCUGUGCCAAAUGGAGGCUAUUGUAUAUAUGAACAGUUUGUGAGAAUAUAUAUUUGUUAAGGUUCGUUUCAGAUUCAGAUAAGCAAAUGACCAUUCACAUUUUUAAUAAGAAGAAUUCCUGAGCUGCUAUUUCUAACCAAAUUGCCCCUCUGUGUCAUGUGAUGUAGGUCUGGAUGUGUGGAGGCACCAUUGAGAUGCUCCCCUGUUCACGUGUUGGCCACGUGUUCAGACCACGUUUUCCAUAUUCAUUUCCCGCCCGUCCAGGUGGUGACCUUGAUGUUGUAAGUCGUAAUCUUAUGAGAGUGGCAGACGUGUGGAUGGAUGAAUACAGCAAACAUUUCUACAACAUUCGGUUUGAUCUUAAAAGAAAAAAGCAUGAUGAUAUCAGUGAAAGACUUGCUCUGCGAAAGAAGUUACAGUGCAAGAGUUUUAAGUGGUAUUUGGAGAAUAUUAUUCCUGAGUUAGAGGUGCCCGAUGCAAACUUUGUGGCCGCUGGACAGGUUGGUUAGAAAGAGAACAACUUCGAUCUGCGUUGAGGGGUGUGGUAGAAUUAUUCUAAAAUUCUAUUGAUUAUUCCUUCUUUCUUACCCACCUAUUCCUUUACCAAUCCUCCGACUACUCCUAUCACUGAUAAAUGCAAAGUAAUCUUACACAUGCACGUGAGACUGGAUCUUUUAAGCAUUUGUCGGUGAAUGGUAUGGAAUGUCUAAGUAAUAAUAGAAUCAGACUCUGAACAGGUGCAGGAGUUGUCAUGGAGACUUUGUCUACAAAGAUGUUUUUGGUCUUGUCAAGAUGGUGGGCAAAGGAAAAUUCUGAGUCCCCAUGAGGAAACUAACCUCAGACUUUCGGGUUCCGCGCUCCGGUGUUCUACCAAUGAGCCACAGAGACUCUGUGGUGAGCAAGGCACUUUACGUAUUUUAUUUAUGACACACGGUCUGCAUACUGCUGGGAUCAGCAAUGUCGAUAGCGUCAUGUUUUAAUAAUGGGGACUCAGAAUUUUUUCUUUGUCUCGCGCUCGUGACAAGACGAAAUACACUGAUGAUCGUUCUUUAUUUCUUAACCGAGCUUAAGACUUACCACCUUUCUUCUUCUAUUUACAAAAGUCGUUGACUAUCUGCAGGUUCGUAAUCCUUCGAGUGAUAAGUGUCUAGACACGUUGGGGAAGAAAGACGAUGCACCUCUGGGGCUGUACGAGUGUCAUGGCCAGGGUGGAAACCAGGUGAGAAAGCACAGAAUUCCAACACCAGGCAUUCAGCAUGAGAGACUAUUCCUAUUUCCCCAAGGUGUCAAAUAUUGUUUAUCAGGGGAUUGUCUCGUGCUUACUAUGACAGAUCUUUUCUGUUUUGUUUCUAGUACUUUGUUUUAACAAGCAAGGGAGAGCUAAAAUCAGAAGAUAAUUGUUUGGACUACAAUGGAUAUGAUCUGUACCUGAAGGAAUGUGACGGACUGAAGCAGAACCAAAAAUGGGAAUAUAAGGUACGAAUACAUACGUAUUCCUAGACAUAGUGUGCCUCGUACUUGUGUUAGCAUCAUUUGGGAUUAUUUUUUCGUUGCCCUCAUUUUUUACCAUUGGAACCGUUCUACGGUCAUUUUAUGAAUCACAACAGAGCAUUUCGCAUGAUGGCUCUGAGCAGAGGGUCUUACAUACAUACAUACAUACAUACAUACUUUAUUUGUCACGUAGGUCGAUAAAUGGCAGCUAAAAAGCUGAUGUGGACCUACAAAACUAAAGAGUGUCUACAAAAUUUAAAUAAUAACAAUAACAAGUAGCGAAAUUAUGGUAAGUAAGAAAGGAUGUAAGACCUAGUAAUAUAAUAUACAGUUGAUUUACAGUAGUAAUAAAAAGUAAUAAAAUAAAUAAAAGUAGUAAAAUAGCUUUAAUAUAUGUAAUUUACAACGUCUUUAUUUAGUCCCUGUAAACCAUUAAAUGUUAUUUUAUCUAAAAUGUCGGAUUUUGCUUUGAGAGCAGAUUUGAAAGAAACAAUGUUCGGUUUGCUCUUCAAGUACACGGGUAAGUUGUUCCAUAGAACAGACGCAUGGUGAGAAAAAAGAAGAUCGACGGAAGUCACUUUUAGGGCGUUGCACGAAUAGCUUCAGAUUGUCCCUUAGAUUUCUCAACGGAGAGUGUUUAGUAAACAAAGAGCUUAUAGCAGCCGGAGCUCUAUUGUAAAAUGCCUGAUAGGAUAUAGUGGCAAUCCUCUUUUUAUAGAAAUAUGAUAAGGACUUCCAUUUUGUCGCUGCCAGAACUUCAGUAUUGGGGGUAGAUUCCUUUAGGUUAAAAAUAAAUCUCAUGGCUCCAAUGUGAAUGUCUUCCAGUGUCUGAAGUGACUUAGAAGAUCCCCAUAAUGCAAUAGAAUACGCAAUACUGGGAAUGAUACCUUUGAAAUAAAUUGACUCUAAGAGGCGAUUGUCGAGUCCUUUUAGGUGUUUGAGUUUCUUCACUCUUGCCGAAAAACGUUUGCUCAAAGAUUUUAUAUGUGGCGACCAAGAGAGUUUAUUAUCGAUAAGAAUCCCUAAACAUGUAGCUUUGGAAACAAAUGACAACUCAUUUUGCCCUAAACAAAUUUUCUGUAGGGGUCCGAUGAAUCUUGAUUUUGAUAACAACAUUAGUUCACUUUUUUGCGGGAUGAAUAGUCAUGAAGUUAUCCUUAGCCCAUUUGUUUAAGUCAACGAUCGCUUUCUGUAUCUUAAAUAAAACUUCAUCAACAGUAUUUCCAAUGCAAAAACAGUAGUAUCAUCUGCAAACAUUUCAACGGAAGCGUUCGUUGUGGCUCCGGGCAGAUCAUUUGAGUAAAUGCUGUAAAGUCUAGGACCAAGUAAAGACCCUUGGGGUACACCCGUAUCUAUUUCCAACAAUUCUGAGUUUGAACCAUUUACGGUGACAAAUUGUUUACGAUUAUCAAGAUAAUUUAAGAGCCAAUCGUAAAAGAGCCACUAAUACCUAUAGAGUGUAAUUUAUCCAUAAGAACUGUGUGGUUGACGCAAUCAAACGCUUUCCGAAAAUCAAUAAAGACUACGCCAAUAAUAUUGCUUUCAUCCAAGGCUAAACGCCAUCGUUCUGUAACGGAAAGUAAGAGCAGCUCGGGUGAGCUUCCUUUUCUGAAGCCCCAUUGAUUUAAGGAGAUCAGAUUGUUGCUAUAUAAGAAGUUAUCAAGUUGUUGGCUUACAACAUUCUCCAAUAGCUUGCCCGGAAUGCUAAGAAGGGAAAUAGGCCUGUAGUUUUCACAGUCGAGAGUAUUCCCCUUCUUGUGAAGACAUUUUACCUGUGCCUGUUUCCACUGGCUGGGGAGUUUGCAUUCAAAAUACUUCUUUGAGCCAGUGGCAUAAAGCAAUCCAAAAAUGCGUCUCCAAUAAGGUACAGCUCUUUGCUGGAUAUGUCAUCAGGUCCACUCGCCUUGCCAGGUUUCAAACACCUUAGAGAAGAUUUUAAAAGGUCUCUGUUAAGGGCUAUGUUAUAAAGAGAGGCACUGAUUUUUCUUGCGGACUGACAAGGAGAGUUUACUGAAGAAUCUUGUGUUGAUUUCGAGAGAGGAUUUUCCAACAUUGACAAAAAAGGAAUUUAAAGUGUUGGCCUUUUUGAUGUAUCGUCUGCGUGAAUAACUCCGGAACUAUCUUUAAUCGGUCCGAUAUUUGUAGCUGUUUGUUUUCCCUCGAAAGAUCUUACUGUCUUCCAAAAAUCUCGAGCAGAGGUUGUCUCAUUAAAUUUUGUUAGCCAAUAACUUGAUUCCGCUAAUCUAAGGAGUUUGGUGCAUUUAUUUCUUGCCUUCUUGUAAUCUAUCCAGGCUUGUGAGCCCUUCGGUGUUUUCUGUGCUUUAAGGAGUAAUUUGUAGCGUUUGUUCAGCUCUUUACGUAUGGAAGAGUUCAUCCAGGGUAGGCCCCUCUUCUUAUCUUUACUCGUCGAGCAUGAAGGUGAGAUUUCAUAAUGUCCUUGUAUAAAUACUCCCAAGCCCAAGUAGCAUCGUCCAGAUUGUGAAAGACAUUGCAGAUACUCCAUGGGGCUGCAGCAAAGUCCGUUCUUAAUGAGUCUAGAUCUACUUUUUAUAAUCGUAGACUGUUUUGAGCGUUGGUUUCUGACGUUUUCUUUUGAGAUUUACGAUUGCAUAUAUUAAGUGGUGAUCUGAGAUUCCUAAAUCACAAACACCCUGGUGAGAAAUUUUUGAGGUGUCAGAGCAAAUCACCAAAUCAAUCAGCGUUGUGGAGGUGUCAGUGAUCCUUGUUGCCUUGUUGAUGACAUUCUUUAGAUUAAAUCUAUUCAAAAGUUGACGGAAUUUCCAGGUUGAAGAAUCUGUGUCCCUGGAUUUAGGCAAAAGAUUAAAAUUGAAGUCCCCCAAUAAAAUUAUAUUCGUUCGUUUCAUCCAUAUGCGAUCCAAAGUAGAAGAAAAUUUAUUUAAAAACGUAGUGUCAUCGGGUGGGCGAUACAUUGAAGCAACUAGAAGUUUCUGAGACGCCACCGUAACGUCAAUCCACGCAGCUUCUAGAGAGUUGUUUACAUUUAUGUCUCGACGCUCAUAUGCAUCUAAGUAUUCAGCAAAGUAGAUGACCGUGCCACCGCCUUUUCGACCAUCGUUUCGAUCGCAUCGAGCAGUUUUGUAUCCAGUAAUGGCGAUUUCGUCGUCAGUAAUAUCCUUACCUAGAUGGGAUUCAGUUAUGGCUAAAAUGUCAAAAUUCAUCGAAAGUAAAAAGAGCUUUAAUUUCCAAUAACUUGUUAGGAAGACCAUUUACAUUGAUGUGUGAGAUCUUCAAACCUGGUAGUUGCAAGUCCGCUUUGAGUGAUGGAUAAAUAUGCGAAUCAGAUGAGCAACCUAGUGUUGGUAGUUGCAGGUCCACUUCGAAAGAUGGAUAAAGAUGCGAGUCAGAUGAGCAAUCUAGGUUUGUCUCAUUGUCGAAUGGUAAAGACGACCAAAGGCAAAUCGGACACCACCAGGAAAAUGAAGGAAGUCUUUGAUAGUUCUUAUAUUCGCUUGGCCUGAUCGAGGCACAUUUUAUGUGACACCACAUGUUGCAGUUAUCGCAAUUUACCGCUCGAUGAUUUCGGGCAACACGCUUGUUACACACUGAACAUUCAUCUGGACCAGGAUUUAUGUCGAUGUCCCCACUUGUGUAGAGUCGCAUUUGAUGGAAUGUUGAGUGCGAGUUCGCAUAGUAACAUAUCCUGGUCGCAUGAAAACCUCGCACAUGCCACAACAGGCCAAGAUGGCGGAUCGUUUUCGUCUUCCGUUGAUUGCAGAGGCUUGCGUAUACUGAUAUGAGAAAACGCCUCGACCACGAGAAAUUCUUCGUGAUGGAGAUUUUGCUAUUUUCUUGAAGAGAAGGCUGUCUUUCGGCGAAUUUGGUGAGCGAUAAGAAUAGUAUUGACGCGUAAAAGCAGGAGAAAAUCAGAGCACGUCCUCGCGCCAUUUCGCUAAUAGUAAUUCAAUUCGAAGGCGAAGGCAAAUGAUUCUUCAAGAAAUCUCUAAUAGCUUGAGCCAUUGCGGCGAGUGUGAUGUCGAAGAGAUUUAUCGAAGUCUUAAUGUGGUGAUGGCUUUUACGACUGGCGGUUAAAAUGUUAGCCAUUUGACGGUUUAUCUACUUCUGUUGUGAUUUAAGGAAAAUGUUAACGGUGUCCUUUUUUACAACUAACGAGCGGUGAACUUCAUUGAAACCCUCUGAAGAAUAUAUCGCCCUACUCUCCGCCGACUAGUUUUAAUUAGCGUGGUCGAGUAUCGAAUUUAGUCAUUUUUUUCUUAUCCUUGUUACUCUUUUUGUGCUCAUAGAAAACAGUGCUCUACCAUCCACGCCAUGAUGUAUGUAUUGACCGAGGUUCCUCAAAUGCAGAGUAUGCCAAAGUUCGCGCGUGUGAUGGGAGACUGGCCCAAGUAUGGGAAUUCUCUAAGACAGAAGAGAUGGACUGAUGCUCAGCCGGUCUGCGCAUAUUCUCAGCACAGUGACGAAACGAGGCAAUAGUCCGGUAUGGAGUUAAGCUCUGGGAAGGAUGAGGUCGCUUGAUGAUCGUCCAAUUUCAGAACAUGGGUUCUGGCUGAAGCUGUACCACCGGGAAUCAUCUCCACUGGGGUGUGAUAAGAAACAUCUCCCUCCUAUAGCGAGUCGUUGCUGAAUCACUCCAGUAUAGCACUAAUCGCCACAGUACUAUCUAUCAAAACUCGGAGACACUCGCCUCGUUUGGCUCAAGUUGAACGAACUCUUUUUCGAUUUUCUUCCGCACUGAAUUGUUUCUAUGUUCGUGUGCACGUCGGACGCUUCUAUAGUGCUGACAUCACUGUCCAGCUGUUACGGUUAUCAGUGUACCUAAAAAAUGUACAAUGUACGUUUUGUAGAGCUGAAAUUUUUUAGGAUAUAUGAAUUUAUUGUUUUGAAAUUAGGCGAUAAACAAUUUAAGUUAUCUGUCAGAAUUUGUUGAUUAUGAAAACUUGUUUCUCAAAUAAGAUGUCAUUUGUGAUUAGUUCUGUGAAGAGAAAACAACUAUAGAAGGAAUAAAUUAUUUUUUGUUAUCCUCCCACAGUGGAAAAUGAUAUAUUCUGACAACACUGCACACCUGUAACUGUAACAAGGAGAGACCUGGGUUCGAAAGCUUUAAACGGAAAACCUCUCUCUUAUCUCCCAAUUUAUGAAAAGAAAACAAACGUUGGAUUAAGUGUAAAAAGUGAUGUCUCUAAAGCCUCGUAUCUGUACCAAUCAUCGUCACAUCUUGAGCCAUGUCGGGUCGAUGUGUUCCUUUCGCAAUGAAAUCUAGUUGGUGAUCUAGGAAAUUCAUUUUUCUAGUCAUCAUUCUAGCGUUCGAUUUGUUCAAUCGCAGCGGACAACUCCUCGCCCAACUUGUAAUCAGGCGUUGCCGAAUUUGUUUUUUCUUAAUUUUAAUUAAAUACGCUGAAAAAGUAAAGCACGCCUCGUCAGGAAACAGUACGCUAAUCGGUUACCAUACCAUGACUUGACGACUGCUAUGGGUCAAACGUCUUUGGAAAAAGCACUUCCCUUAGUAACAAAUGCCCCACAUACUUCAAGGAAAUAGUUACGGAAACUGAAAUAAAUCUUUUCUACUCUGUUAUUAUUCCAAAGUUUAAUCGCAAGGAAAUUAUCUUACCAUUUGAGUUUUGCAAUAAAUAGACAGAGAAAAUUUUGCCAGAUUGAGUUGAUAUGAGUCGUAAUGUCUAGGCUGUAUUUUAUUUCAUACAGAGAUUGAUAUAGUUUAGAUUUUAACUAGAUGUUGUGCCCGUCUUAAUUAUUUGCAUCAGUGAUGUUGCCCGUAUGCAAAUUAGGACUAAAAUUGUUCGCUGCGAAUUAUUUACCUUUGUCGGGUCAUGCAGACAGCGGAACAAAAGCCCCCUACCCAGCUGACUAAAUUUGAGAUGGGAUGAACUAUGAAAAGCUUGUUAAUGGCUCUUUAAUACAAUACGUGUCAUCCUAUACGCGUGCUCGCGGAAACUCAACACAGAGCUAAGUCAACAUACUAGGAGCCACUGACAAAACAGUGAUGCUGGUUGUGAUGGGAUGAUGUUUGUCGUUACAGCUAUUUCUGUUCACACUUCUCAAAACUUGUGUGUGGAAUGGGGAGAUUCUAUCAGGAGUAAUCAGAAGUAAUGUGCUUUAAAUGGCAAAUAGCGCGAGGUAAUUUAUUACGCCUAUCGAUGGCCAGUCAAGUUGUGUUUGAUUUUGGGAUUUGGUAGACAUAACAGUGAAAAUCACGGAGGAAAUCAUCCCAGACUAGCAGAGAUACAAAGGAAGGAUACAGUAAUUGGAAUAAAUUGAGGUAUUUUUAAUUUGUUAUGGCGUGGAGAUGCACUGUUCAGAAACCGCGGCAGGUCAUCGUUGUAGCUCUACUGACGUCCAUAUUUUGGUUUGCGCUCAAUACCGUAAUACUUGUUUCAUAUCAGCUAAAUAUUCCUUCACGAGAUCACAAAAGUUACAUUAUCUCUGAUCAGAGAAACAAAGAUGAUUGGCUUGAAUUUGAGCAAAAGUCAAAGGAAUUAGCCAUCGUAGAGAAAUUAUUGCCACGUGGAAUUUCAGAGAUCGCACUCCACGGCGGAGAGAAACUCGACACCAUAAACACUGAGAUAUCAAAGAUACUCAAGUAUAAGUCAGAUCACGACAGGCAAUUGAUUCAAAAUGGACUCGUUAAAAAUGGUAAAAAGGAAUCAUUGGAAAAACUACGGUUCAAAGAAGAUACUAUAACAGAAAGAAAAAGGAAAAAACCUAAAUUUUUAAAUCAAAAACUCAUUUCGUCAGUGAGAUCCAUUGCCGAAGACAACCCAAGGAAAGACUCUGCCGACACGAAUAUUGGCGUCGCAAGAUUCCCGACACAUGACCCGAAUGGUCCGGGGGAAAAUGGCAAAGCUGUGAGGAUAUUAGAUAAAGAAAAAUACAACGAGAAGGCUGGUUACGAUAAGUACGCUUUCAACGAAUAUGCCAGUUCUAAAAUUUCUCUUGACCGAUCUAUUCAGGACACUAGGAGUCCAGGGUGAGCAGUGGCCUUUAUUUAAAUAAUAUCAGGUUAAUGUUAUUCAAAUAUCAGUGCUGUACUUUGAUGCACGCAAAAGGAAAUUUUGGAUAAUAUUGCAACACUUAAUGCUCGAUCACGAUGUGUAAUUUCAGCUCUCUCGAACAGCCAUUAGUUCGGUGUAAAAGUGGUUGAUUGGUUUUAUUUAUAGAUCAAAUCGAUAAAUUACAUUCAACCACUAGCUUCCUCAUUAAUUUGUUUUGUAAACAGAACUGCCUCGUAUUCAAACUUCUUCGUGCACUGACAGAAACUUUUGGAAUCUCAUUGAGUGUUACAAAUUCGCUAAUGGCCAAAUCAUGAUUCAUAGUUUGAAUUUUUCAUUCGUUCUUUGUUCAGCUCGUUAGUUUAUUUUAAGAUGUAGUGGUCCCAUCACUUUUAAUACUUUUAGUCCUCAACUUUUAGAUGGCGACUUAAAUUUUGAUGCAGUGUUUUCCUGGUCGAAAGAGUCUUGUUAGUUUGUAUUUGAGUUUUUUUUGUCACUUUUCUAACCGCUAAGUCUGAGUAUUUCCUGGCAGGAAGAAAAGGUAUCUGCGUUCAAGUCCUCAUGAAGUGCUCGUAUGAAACAAACUUUACUCUAACAGUGCCUGAAUUUUUAUUGAGAGUCGUAGAUACUGAUGACACAUUAAGUAGAGUUUUUUGUUUCAUAGACUGUGGUUUAUUUGGGCAGAGGGAGUCACGCAAGUCGGAUGGGAGCUCCUCAAUCGUUGCAAGUCGCGUUCGUUUUAGCACCUACGGAUCCUUGAAUAAAUUAAGAUCAAAUGCUCCAGCGGUUUUUGGCCUCUAAGAGUUGUUACGGAAGAACCAGCUUUGUCUGGCUUGCCUCUACUUUACAUAUAUUAUACUAACAAUAGACUUAAAAAUCUUUUUCCUUAACUUGAUUGUGUGAAGUGAGAACUUGACAAGGAAACGUUUCAGACUUAAUGAGGUAUACUUUCCCUCGUUUAAUUCCAGAUGCGUGAGUAAAUUGUACCAUGUCUCGGACCUACCUACUACAAGUGUGGUGAUCUGUUUCCAUAACGAGGCAUGGUCCACUCUGUUACGCACUGUUCACAGUGUGUUAAACCGCUCGCCCCCAGACCUCCUACACGAGAUUGUACUCGUCGAUGACUUCAGCACCUUUGGUAAAUGGAGAAGAUUUCACGUUGUGUUCAGUUCGCCCUGUCCGACCAUAAACAUGAUCCUCGAAUCUGCACUCAGCUUUUACACAGCUAUUAAUCCUUUGCAAAACAUUUUACAAAAAUUAUUACACCGAGUGCAUCGUGACGUUGAUUUUGUAUCAUAUUUGAACUAAAUAGGCCCAACAAUCUAAAUAAUUUUAGAUAUAUUUCUUACCCUGAGCUCUGAGACCUCCAAUAUUUUUUCUAGGCUUUCCUGUAGCUACAACAAAUAAUGUUAUUCUCUUCAAUCACAAAACGUUCUAAUCAAGCUUAUGUUUUGUUUUACUCUUCCCCUCUCACAUCUGAACUAGAUAUCUGCCCUGCUGCUGUGCAGCACUCACUUUCUGUCAGAAAUAACUAUUUAUAUUUUUGCACAUUGCUCAUUUCUUCCAGAUCAUUUGAAAAAGCCGCUCGAAGAUUACGUAUCAAGGCUCACUAAGGUCCAUAUCAUUAGGACAAAAAAGAGAGAGGGGCUUAUACGGGCUCGUCUUCUUGGAGCCAACGCAGCUAAAGCCCAAGUGUUAACAUUUCUUGACGCUCAUUGUGAAGCAAACGUGAACUGGUUAGUGCCCCUACUAGAAAGGAUCCGACAGGACCGUACCAUUGUUCCUGUGCCAGUUAUCGAUGUUAUAAGCUCCACAGACUUCUCAUACUCAGGGACACCAGCCGAAGUUAUUGGCGGUUUCACCUGGGACAUGCAGUUCAACUGGCAUUCAUUACCUCUGAGUGUUCGAAGCAAACGCAAAGACUUUAGCGAGCCAAUCAGGUUAGUAUGCAUAAAUGGGGUAACUUUCUAAAGAAACUGUGGUGCUGCUUCGGUGGGAGAGUAUAACAAGGUAAUCAAGUAUCACCAACUGAGUUGAUAACGUAAAUUGGCCACCGUUUAAAAGCUGACGUUUCGAGCGUUAGCCCUUCGUCAAUCGCCCUGACGAAGGGCCGACGCUCGAAACGUCAGCUUUUAAACUUUUUACGGUGGCCAAUUUACGUUGUCAACUUGGUUGAUAAUACCAAGUUACCAGGUUAGUGUACAGUUGAACUUAAAAGAGGUUGUACCCAUUAUUUUGCAGUAAGGGAUUUAGAAAGUCUCCGAUCAUUCCGAAAGAAUCGGAGAAAAAACAACAAAGACCAAGUGUAUCGGUGCAACCAACAGUUCAGAUAACUGGAUAAUUCGAAAGCUUUUCUAAAUUUAAGAUGACUGCAUCCAAAAGAACAGGGGGCUUUUUGAAUUCACCAAGUUGAGACGUUCAGUUUUUAGGAAUCUCUUGGUUUCUUCGCAAAGUUCUGUUCCUUUAAGAUUAACUAGAAGUAAUUUUUUGAACAGGAGAAGGUGGUUUUCAUUCAAGUUCCCAAUUUUUGUGAAGGUUGGCUCCUUACGGACUUGAUUCACUUUUUCUAACGAGUUCUUUCCCUCUGAAAAUGAACAUUUAUCACCAAAAGUGAAUUAUUUGUAGGAGUGCACCUCGCUUAGAAAAUCUCCCGGUUAUGUGUGCAUAUUUUUCUUUCAUGGCAGGACUCCUACAAUGGCAGGAGGGCUGUUUUCUAUUGAUCGCAAGUACUUCUUCGAAUCUGGCUCUUACGACGAAGGAAUGGAAGUUUGGGGAGGAGAAAAUCUGGAGAUGUCCUUUCGAGUGAGGUGUUAAUGAUUAGAAGUCAUGGCUCUCUGAAGUUUUGUUUCCUAAUUAGCCGAUAAACUUCACCUCACAUACAGGCUACCUUGGUUUCCAGGUUUCCUUGCGAUGAAGGCUUUUCUUUCUUUUUAUGUUGACACGAGGAUCAAACCGAACUCAAAAUUAAAAAGUCUUGAAAUGUAGCUAAACUCAUAUUGACAUCAGCUAAACCUUUUCCGAAGUAGUUACAGCGAAAAGACAAAGAAAAAAAUUUAAAACAAAAUAAAUGAUUGUUUUCUAUGUUGAUACAAAACCAAUCUCCGCCAUCGCGAAUUAAAACUUUAACUCCUAUUAAAAAUAUUUCAACAGUUACAUAUAGAAGUUAAUCUUUUCUUCAUCGUUAUUGUUGAUGUCCUUUAUUAAUUUAUUCCAGAUUUGGCAAUGUGGAGGAAAAAUAGAAAUAAUUCCAUGUUCUCGUGUUGGUCACGUGUUCCGCUCUCGUUUUCCAUACAAGUUUCCGGGUGGCUAUCAUGAGGUCACGGUGAAUCUUGCACGUGUUGUUCACGUAUGGAUGGAUGAAUACAAAAAGUUCGUGUUUAUGAAGAGACCGGACUUAGAAGGAGUCGAUCAUGGAAACUUGACAAAGCGCUUGGAACUCCGUAAGCGGCUUAAGUGUAAAAGCUUCAAAUGGUACUUGGAUAAUGUUUAUCCUGAACAAACUACCCCAAGAGAGGAAAGUCACGCAUACGGGGAGGUAAGAGGGGGAGGGGGGGAGGACACUGGAACAACGUGAACUAUAUGUUCGUGGGUGUUCUGCUUAAGUUCUCUUUGAAACGAUUGAUCCCCAUACAUAAUGUCACCUGGAUCAGAGAAUUUAAACUCCAACCUCAGCUGACUUGGCAAUCUCAUCAAGGGAAUUCACAAUACUCAUGACAGCAUCAUUCAUCAAGAAUUGAGAUAAGGUCCAGAGGCUCUUAAAAUGCAUGGCGAUUGCUUAUAUAUUUUCUUAGGCUGUUUUGAAUGAACAAAUUUUAAUAUGUUUUGAUCAUCGACAAAAAAAAAAAAAAUCAAACUUUCACUAUCCAUGGGAUGUCCGACUGUGAUGGAUAUAACAUAGUAAUCCUUUUUUAUUAAUUAAAGUAUGGAUUUUUUUGAAGGCUCGCAAUCCUGAGACUGGAAUGUGCCUUGAUACAAUGGCCAGGUCUAUUGGCUCUGAACUGGGUGUGUCUCCUUGCCAUGGGAUGGGUGGAAAUCAGGUUUGUAAUGUACAUAAAAGAACUCAGACUGCCCUUCCGACAACAUAGGAAUUUCACCAAGAAAAUUUUGUUGCUCCUCAAGCAAAGUAUCAGAUCGUCAUAUUGAUAAUCAAAAUUGCCCAACUAGUGUUUGGAUGAUAAGAUUAUAAUCAGGGAAAAAUUGGACAGAACUAAGAAAAAGACCUAGGAGGUAUUUUUGAAGUGAAGUUCUCACGUGACAACACUACUAGAGCAGUCAGAACCGCGAAGUGUAUAGGACACGCGGCUGAUUUAUUUCUAGUACUCUUGAUUUUUUUAGCCCUUAUUUAGCCUGGAUAGCACAACAAGGAAGUCGAUUUAAACGCACUUAUUUGCGGGAGACGAGUUAACAGACCUGUUCUUAUAACGAUUGUCGUGUCACAUUCUUCACAGCAUUUUGUUCUAACGGACGAUGGGGAGUUGAAAGCCGGAGUAAAAGAUUCAUUUUGUGUUGGAGGAGAGUCUGACAGUGUGUAUCUUUUUUCUUGUGGAGAAACCAGCCAACAAUGGGAACUGUCAAAGGUAAAGCUUAUGUUCUCCUUAGAGUCGUACGCUUUCAUCCAUUAUUGUCAGUUACUGGUUUUCGCAGAGGAAUUCAGUACCAUGUAGAAAUCUGAAGGGACUAGCUUUUGUUCUGAGGGAAAGAAAGUUUAAGUUGAUCUUCAAUUUCACGCUCGUCUAUACAGCAUGUAUUUAAUGGGUUGAAUGGGUUACAUAUUUGUUCCCUCCGGGCGUCCUUCGACUAGUGUCCAAACUAGAUCUGCUAGGACAUCGCGCCCAGAUUUUCUAAAACGCGAAUAAACAUGAAGCCUCUUAAUAUUUUUUCAGGGCACCCUUCGUAACACGCAUCAAGAAAGAUGUUUAGAGCUUCAAGGAGAUGGAAAUACAGUGGCGAUAAAGAACUGUAACAUGUUACCCAAUCAGAAAUGGGCAUUUUCCAAGACCUCCUAGGCCUACUUGAAAUAUAGCAAAUUGAAAUAUAUCUUCUUUGUGAGAAAUUUAUAUGAAACAUUUUAAGGUUUUUGCUGCCCUCAAAGGCAGGUUUAUUUAUAUCGGUAGUUACAGAAAAUUAUUUCAAUAUGCUCUCCUCAAUAGCCUAAUGGAAUAUCGUUUCGUUCUAUCUGCUGUCAGUCUUUAUCUUUUUCACUUCAUAUGGCUGAGGUUCGUCGAACCCGCAAUAUACGAAUUUGUUGCCUGACUUAUAAACUCCCUUAUAUCUAGCGGGAAACUCCAAAAGAGUUAAACAUUACACACUCACGACACAGAUCAGAUCUAGUCCCCGAUUUCUUUCUUACGGCACCGUGACACACUCACUCACUUUUGCCACAAACAAUAGAAACUGAUUUUCAUCUUUCCGAUUUCUCAUAAUGUCUACAGUGCAUACGUUUUUAUUUUUUUUUCUUUUUUCAGAAACUUUUACUUUAAAAACAGUAAUAAAGAUAUUGAGGCAUUUGCCUGAGUUUCUAUUACCUUCAUUUAAGGGUUACGUUUUUACGUGGAGGGCAAAAUAUUUUUGAGGGAGAAUACAUUUUUUAAAAGGAAUAAACUAUCGGAGGGCAGCUAGUUUUUGGUGAGUGACCCGGCUAUCUAGGAAGGAAACUCUGUUUUGAAGAUAGGACGACCUAUCUCUAGAGAGGUAUGUACUUUUCGCAAGGAAUGUGUUUUUGAGGGUUGUAUUAUUGUAUAGGUGGUGACCUUCCUUCACAGUUUUCCUGUUCUCAGAAGAUGUCCCAUGUUCAUUAAAAAUGUUUGGUCAAGUUCCCCACUUUCCCUUAAUCUCCUGUCAAAUAGGACGCAUGGUUUCGUUAUGUAGUUGAUUUAUUUGGCGUUCUCUACCAUGCUAUGAACACACUAUGCUACGGCUAACCUCGAACAUACGGAAACUACUUGUCUUUGCCUCAAAGAGUUGUAUUUAUAUGCCGUGAUGGUUUCCACUAAAGGGAAAAGAAUGGCACCUCUGAUUGGCUGCCUCCAUUUGAGAACUUUUUUUAAAGUUGACAAAAAAUUUGAAAGAAAAUUUGUGGUUGCCUUAUUGAGUUCUUAGUAGC